This is a messenger RNA of Globicephala melas (long-finned pilot whale), 2568 nucleotides long. Its product is annotated as torsin-1A. Gene Ontology annotation, molecular function: ATP binding; ATP hydrolysis activity; kinesin binding. Gene Ontology annotation, biological process: protein localization to nucleus; nuclear membrane organization. The record is from RefSeq and is a predicted model, not a curated record. NCBI's taxonomy places the organism in Eukaryota, Metazoa, Chordata, Mammalia, Artiodactyla, Delphinidae. Gene Ontology annotation, cellular component: nuclear envelope; endoplasmic reticulum lumen; endoplasmic reticulum.
CCCCUCACAAAGAUGGCGGCCGCCGGCGUCGGAGGAGGUCCGCCCGCUACAAAGAUAGCGACCCCGGCGGGAGGGACCGGAAGUGCAGUCUGGCGGUAGCGCCGGUCUGCGGUAGGCGUGAGAACGCGCGGGACGGCGCGGGUCCGGGCAUGAAGCUGGGCCGGGCCGCACUGGGCCUGGUGCUGCUGGCGCCGUUGGCGGUGCGGGCGGUGGAGCCCAUCAGCCUGACACUGGCCCUGGCCGGCGUCCUCACCGGCUACAUCUCCUACCCGCGCCUCUACUGCCUGUUCGCCGAGUGCUGCAGCCAGAAGCAGAGCCUCAGCCGGGACGCGCUGCAGAAGGAUCUGGACAGCAAGCUCUUUGGACAGCAUCUUGCAAAGAAAGUCAUCUUAAAUGCUGUGUCUGGCUUCAUAAGCAACCCGAAGCCCAAGAAACCUCUAACCCUCUCCCUACACGGGUGGACGGGCACCGGCAAAAAUUUUGUCAGCAAGAUCAUCGCAGAGAAUAUUUACGAGGGUGGUCUGAACAGUGACUACGUCCACCUGUUUGUGGCCACACUGCACUUCCCUCACAUCUCCGACAUCACCCUGUAUAAGGAUCAGUUACAGUCGUGGAUUCGCGGCAACGUGAGUGCCUGUGCGAGGUCCGUCUUCAUAUUUGAUGAGAUGGACAAGAUGCAUGCUGGCCUCAUAGAUGCCAUCAAGCCUUACCUAGACUAUUAUGACAACUUGGAUGGGGUCUCCUAUCAGAAAGCCAUCUUCAUAUUUCUCAGCAAUGCUGGAGCAGAAAGGAUCACAGACGUGGCUUUAGAUUUCUGGAGAAGUGGAAAGCAGAGGGAAGAGAUCAAGCUCAGAGAUAUGGAGCAUGCCUUGUCUGUGUCGGCCUUCAAUAACAAGAACAGUUAUUACAAGAUACUGAAUACGGUUCCCUGUGCUAUACAGUAGGUCCUCGUUGUUUAUUUUAUAUAUAGUAGUGUGUAUAUGUUAAUCCCAAACUCCUAACAUUCCCCUCCCUCCCCCUUCUUUCCCCUUUGGUAACCAUAAGUUUGUUUUCUAUGUCUGUGAAUCUAUUUCUGUUUUGUAAAUAAGUUCAUUUUGUAACGUUUUUUUUAGGUUCCACACAUAUGUGAUAUCAUUUGGCAUUUGUCUUUCUCUGUUUGACUUACUUCACUUAGUAUGAUCAUCUCUAGGUCCAACCACGUUGCUGCAAAUGGCAUUAUUCCAUUCUUUUUUAUGGCUGAGUAGUAUUCCAUUGUGUGUGUGUGUGUGUAUACCACAUCUUCUUUAUCCAUUCUUCUGUCAAUGAGCAUUUAGAUCGCUUCCAUCUCUGCCUGAACUCUUGCUAAGAAUGGUCAGACCUCAGCUUGAAGCCCACCCAACCUAUCGAAAGUAGCCCUUCUUCCUCCCACCCGGUCACCUACUCUGUUGUCACCCUGUUUGUUUCCCUGUCUAUUGUCCAUCUCUUCUGCCGGCCUGAGAGCUUCAGGAGGACCGGGGCCUUGUCUACUGUGUUCAGUAUCUCUAAUUCCUAGAACUGUGCCACAUACACCGCAGGCACUCCAUAAAUAUGCAUUUAAUGUUCAAGUGUAGAACAUUCUCAGGAGGGUGGGCUUUGAUCUGGGGGCCAGCGAUGCUGCUAUGGACUGUAUGUUCUCACAGAAAGGCCUGGGAAUCUCUGAGGCAAGAUGUUGACGUUUGCAACUGCUUUCGACUUGCCAGUUUUGUCAGGACUCAGCCCUAUCCUGGUGCUGGUGGUGGAAGGGGUCUUGGCCUCAGCUUCUCAGGGUCCUGGAGCUCUUCCCCUCGGUGGGCGUGGUCCCGAGGGGAGUCGGGUGACACUUGCUCCUCUGUUUUGUCACUGCGGGCUCUGGGGCUCCCCUCUCCUGGAAGAUGGAGAUCGGGGAAGGAGGUGCCUCCUGCAGCGUCCUUCAUGUGGGUUCAGUAAUCAAGUCCUGAGCUUCUGCGGCCUGUCUCCCCCUCUCUGUUACCAACUGUUUUGGUAACAGUUGAGGUAACAGUUUUGGUAACAGAUGAGGUUCUUUGCUUCCAAACAAUAGACUGACACUGACUGGCUUGGGCUUCUUAGAAGAACCCAGGGUGGCCCGUGGAAAUGUAAAAAACGCUGAGUGACCCCGACUUGGGAGAGAGGAUCCCAGAGGUGGGGUGUGGAGGCCUCGGUGGCAGAAGCUCUGGGGCCCUGUUGCUCCGGCACUGCCCUCAGAGAGAGAAGCUGAUGGGCCCAACCUGGGUCUGGUAUCUUGACCUUGUAUCAACCAGCCAUGGGCAAGGGUGUUGUGCCUGGGUAACCCCCCCCAGUUUGCGCUGUUGUACAUACUCAAAUGACAUUUUGUUUCCUUGAAAAUGUGACUGUUUCCUGAUUUGUCAUUUGGUCACUUAUCUUAAAGUUGGCCACUGGAAUUUAUGGAGGGUGGGAAGAUGACCACAAGAGUAGAGGUCCUCAAAACCACUCACAAAGAGCUCUCUGGACAACCCAAACAUAUCUGAGCCCCAGGAAUGGAUAUAAAUGGGCCCCCGCAAGUGCCCCCAACUACAUAAUGAUCCUGACAUU